GCCCCCUCCCUCGCUUCUCACCCCGUCACACCUCCCGCUUCUCCCUUUUUCUCUCCCAGUCUGGUUCUUCUGUUGUCCGACUCGCCUCGCUAAGGGGCUGGGGGAGGGAUCUCGCGAUUGUUGGACUUUUUUUUAGAGAGAGUUAUUGGAAGAUGGCGCCCGUUGUGACGGGGAAGUUUGGUGAGCGACCUCAACCUCAGCGUUUGACAAGGGAGGCUAUGAGGAACUACUUAAAAGACAAAGACGAUCAAACGGUCCUCAUUCUACACGCUAAGGUUGCACAGAAGUCCUACGGGAAUGAAAAAAGGUUUUUUUGCCCUCCGCCAUGUGUGUAUCUGAUGGGGAGUGGCUGGCAGAAGAAGCUGGAGAGUAUGGAGAGGGAAGGGUGCACGGAACAAGAGGCCCAGCCCUGCGCCUUUAUUGGAAUUGGCAACAGCGAACAGGAGAUGCAACAACUCAAUCUUGAGGGCAAGCACUUCUGCACCGCUAAGACGCUGUACAUCAGCGACUCGGACAAGCGCAAACACUUUAUGCUGUCGGUGCAGAUGUUCUACGGCAACAGCGCCGACAUCGGAGUCUUCCUCAGCAAGCGCAUCAAGGUGAUCUCCAAGCCCUCCAAGAAGAAGCAGUCUCUUAAGAACGCUGACUGUAAGUGGAGAACAACAUUGUGUAUAGCGUCAGGGACCAAGGUGGCAUUGUUCAACCGCCUGCGCUCCCAGACGGUCAGCACCAGGUACCUGCACGUGGAGGGGGGAAACUUCCACGCCAGCUCCCAGCAAUGGGGGGCCUUCUACAUCCACCUCUUGGAUGAUGAGGAGUCUGAAGGAGAGGAGUUUGCGGUCCGGGACGGCUACAUCCACUAUGGUCAGACGGUCAAACUGGUGUGCUCUGUGACUGGCAUGGCGCUGCCUAGACUGGUCAUCCGUAAAGUGGACAAACAAACGGCCCUAAUGGACGCCGACGACCCCGUGUCCCAGCUCCACAAGUGUGCCUUCUACCUGAAAGACACGGACAGGAUGUACCUCUGCCUGUCCCAGGAACGGAUCAUCCAGUUCCAGGCUACGCCAUGUCCCAAAGAGUCUAACAAAGAGAUGAUCAACGACGGGGCGUCCUGGACCAUCAUCAGCACAGACAAGGCCGAGUACACCUUCUAUGAGGGCAUGGGCCCCGUGCCCAAGCCCGUCACCCCCGUCCCCGUGGUGGACAGCCUGCAGUUGAACGGAGGCGGCGAUGUGGCCAUGCUGGAGCUAACGGGACAGAACUUCACCCCUGACCUCCGAGUGUGGUUUGGAGAUGUGGAGGCAGACACCAUGUACAGGUGCGGCGAGAGCGUGCUGUGCGUGGUGCCCGACAUCUCGGCCUUCCGCGAGGGUUGGCGCUGGGUGCGGCAGCCCGUGCAGGUGCCCGUCACGCUGGUGCGCAACGACGGCAUCAUCUACGCAACGGCCCUCACCUUCACCUACACGCCGGAGCCGGGCCCCCGGCCCCACUGCAGCGCGGCGGGGGCCAUCCUGCGCACCCACAGCACCUCCUCCUCCUCGCCGCUCUCCUCCUCCUCCCCCUCCUCCUCCUCCUCGCUGGGGGGCGUGGGCGAGGCCCAGGGGGCGUACCCCACCAGCGACUCUGCCGCCAGCAUGGCGUCGGCCAUGUCCGUGCUGUCAUAGUAGCGGUGUGUGUGUGUGUGUGUGUGUGUGUGUGUGUGUGUGUGUGUGUGUGUGUGUGUGUGUGUGUGUGUGUGUGUGUGUGUGUGUGUGUGUGUGUGUGUGUGUGUGUGUGUGUGUGUGUGUGUGUGUGUGGCGGCGAGUGCGUGUUUCCCAAAGGAGGCGCAUGGACCCCGGGCAGAACAGCACGCCAAGCCACAAACUGAAUCAAGAGAGCAACUGUCCUCCGUGGAAAUGGACAAUGGUUUUUCCUCUUUUAAAAGACACAGACUUUGGGUGGGGUGGAGAGGUGGGGUGUAAUAUCUUUUAUUUUUUUACUCCCCACUCACUCCUCUUUAGCCCCCUCUUGUGGACAGUUGUGGAUUGAGAACGAGUCCCAGUCUGAGGAUUGUACGGUAUAAAUCAACAGCGGGGAUGCACACGACUCCCCCCUGCCACCGACACAGACAGUCACUGAAGCCUUUCAUGUCAAAGAACUCUUGUUUGUUUUUGUAGCUGUGGUUUUGUAGGAGGUCUUCCCCAUGCUUACUUUAUACUAGUGUCAAGUGUGUCUUUGGUUUUUGUACUGAAGAGCUUGGCGCCGGUGUGCACGGGAGCGGCUGUGGGGCUGGGGGAACUCAUUGGGAGGGUUUUUCUUAUGGUAACAUAGUUUUUACGGACCAAGGAAUAUUAUAUUAUUUUAUUCGUAUUAUAUUUUAUAAGCUUUAGUUGAGGUACAUUUUCACUUUUUUUUUUUUUUUUGUAUGAUAUCGCAUUAAGUUCACAUUUGUUACCAAAACGAAUAGGUCUUUGGACGGCUAACUUGAGUGAGAUGGCGAGGGCCGGGUGGCGAAGGGGGACCCCCCCGGUUUGCUACUCAUGUUCAUUGGAGCUGGAAACUCAAUCCUAGUAGCCAUUUCAAUAACCUUCCAAUAAUGUAAACAAAGUACUAGUACAAAAUACUCAAUGCCUAGUCUUUAGGAAGAAACGGUAGAGCGCUCCCCGACAUUCUGCUUCCUUAGAUCUUCCACAACGCUCGCCUUUUCUGAUCAGGACUAUUUUGUGUGUGUGUGUGUGUGUGUGUGUGUGUGUGUGUGUGUGUGUGUGUGUGUGUGUGUGUGUGUGUGUGUGUGUGUGUGUGUGUGUGUGUGUGUGUGUGUGUGUGUGUGUGUGUGUGUGUGUGUGUGUGUGUGUGUGUGACGUUAAAUUCUAACGCACGAGUAGUGUGCUGCUCCCACAUGAGGCCUUUGAUUUCCAACUAGUCCGAUUUUUUUUUUUUCAGAAUGCUCCAACUUAAAGUUGACUUAGUUCCUUUGUAACUAGUAGCCCUGUGACCCCCUCCCCCACAGAACACCCCAACAAAAAGCGUUUCAGCCUUAGAGGCUGGUAAUGAGAACUAAUACAUUGUGUAAAUAAUUUGAGUUUAAACUCUGUUUUUAUAUGAUCUAGUGCCCAGCGCUUUGCUGGGGAACUUUAGAAGGGGCCUUGGGUUCCCAUUGGGGGGCAAAAGUACUGAACAGCUUUAACACCACUCCUGCCUUGUAGCACAGACUGCUCCUCUUGCCCACCAUUGAACUGCUGCUGUUGAUGCUCAACACCAUGUGGAUUUUGAAAACAAGCAAUUUCCUACGAAGAUAGUGUUUUCUACAAUCAAAUCGGAUCACCUUUCGGUGUUUGGAUCUCUCCUGCGGUCCACUACAACAAUCUUCUGUGUUCCCCAGAUGUUAUGUUGCUUUUCAUAUCCUGUGUUCAUUGUGCAUAUCAAUUUUGGUUGAGCCAAUGAGACCCCCCCCCCCCCCCCACACACACUUUCCUCCUUCCCGUUGUUGUUUAGAUCACAUUAAAACCAAACCACUACCUGUAUGGUCCAGCCUCUGCCCUCUCUGUGUAGGCCUCCUUGGUUAAGCUAGGGGCUCUGUCUCCCAGCUCUACGGUAAAGGCAGCGGAGCUUCUCUGUCCCCAACACUGUUAGAUGGAUGGGUGGGUGGUAAGCUCCUAACCUGUGUUUUUUUGGUGCUGUAAUACAUAUUAAAAAGGAUAGACACUUGUUGCUACAGGGAACUGUCUGAUACGCCAUCACUGCUCACUUACGGAAUAAUCUGCCUGGUUUAGUUUCUGUCCGUCUUUCCUAGUACCGGUCAAUCACAAACUGCAGAACUAAACUUUCCCUCUUUUAUGCAUUGGAAGGAGGCCCUCUCUGGUAGUUUAACCUUGUUUGGUAGGUUAAGUUGUAUCGUACAAUACACUCAUUUUUAUAAAGGUUUGAAAGUAUUCCAAAAAACAGCCUGAACGCCUCAUUGCCCAAUUUAAAUUCUCCCAACGGCGUCUUGUUUGGGUUGUUUUCCCCGUGCAGCAAUAGGGCGAGCUAUUUAUUAUAACUUGGACUAAUCAAGACGACUAAAAGCAGGCUAGUUUCUGGGCUUGCUCCUUUCAUCAUCUUCCUCGUGUAUGAUUCUUUCUCUAUCUGCCCCUCCAUUUUGUCAAUGCCUCUGUCUCUUUGUAAAUCCCUCUAAGGAGAAUCACUGCCAGUGUUCCUCAGCGAAAGGUCAUUAAUAAAAAAGAAGUUGAAUUUAGUUAUUUGUUUUACUUCAUUUUGAAUUGUUGGGUGUCUUACUUACAAGGACACCAGGGAAUAUAUUCCUAUUGAUACUGUCCAGGACUGUCCGAUUAUAUAACUGUACAGGAUGUGAUUGUGAUGACAGUCUGAACUCCUAAAUAAAUCUAGUGUCAUGCUCUUGUGC
This is a messenger RNA of Gadus chalcogrammus (walleye pollock), 4381 nucleotides long. Its product is annotated as recombining binding protein suppressor of hairless. NCBI's taxonomy places the organism in Eukaryota, Metazoa, Chordata, Actinopteri, Gadiformes, Gadidae. The coding region runs from base 153 to 1664 and encodes 503 amino acids. The transcript has 11 exons. The record is from RefSeq and is a predicted model, not a curated record. Gene Ontology annotation, cellular component: nucleus; MAML1-RBP-Jkappa- ICN1 complex. Gene Ontology annotation, biological process: Notch signaling pathway; regulation of transcription by RNA polymerase II. Gene Ontology annotation, molecular function: DNA-binding transcription activator activity, RNA polymerase II-specific; RNA polymerase II cis-regulatory region sequence-specific DNA binding.